Messenger RNA from Cantharellus anzutake, 850 nucleotides. RefSeq lists its product as uncharacterized. The transcript has 4 exons. Bases 161 to 706 code for a protein of 181 amino acids. Lineage: Eukaryota; Fungi; Basidiomycota; Agaricomycetes; Cantharellales; Hydnaceae. The record is from RefSeq and is a predicted model, not a curated record.
AGGCUUUGGCACCAUACUUAUUCAACGAUUGUAAAGUGCAUUAGGCCUACCCUUAAACCUCGAGGCUCAAGGAAACCAGCGAACACCUUGGCCGGUGGCCAUCUCAUCGCUUCUGGUGCGUUAGCUCAUGGAUUCGCAUUCGUGAACGAUUCAAUUCCUCAUGCCCUUUGAAGACCCCCUUCUAGAAGGCUCAUCCAGUCGAGACCGUCGUCGAGAACAGGACAUCCAACGAACCCCUGCAUAUGUGCUGCAGGAUACCGGAAUAGAGGAAGGCAUCCGCCACGCAAAUCUCCUCUUCCCAGGCGUUUUCCACCGAGAACGCUUCGAGCAACGCUCCCAGUACUCAAGAGACGUGAACAACGACGAUCAUGAACAUUUCAGUUUCAUGUUGCUCGUCGUCUUUCGUCUCAUUGGUAGGGGGGCCUGGGAGGACGGGUUGAGAGAGCUUCUGGACGUUGCCAAAGAGGCAUAUGGAAAGGAAUCUGAAAUCCCGACGCUGGCCACCGUUAUGGCCACCAUUCUACUGUCGUGGUGGCUAUCUAAGUCGAGGGCUCAAAAUCGCUUUGCAAAAGAUCUACUAGCUAACGCGCAGGCAUGGCUGGGUUCGUAUGAUGAGCGCGACCUUCUGAAGAGCGUAUCGCACGACAAGAUCCGCCAGCUCCUGGAUACAGUCAGUGAUCUUGUACGUAAGCGGAUAGCAGGUUAAUUUCGCAACUGAAACCCUGUGAUACCUGGUUUGUGGGGAAACGUCCAGUUGCGUGUCCACCACAAUAACGAUUCAAUCUUGGGGAUUCGAUCGUCCCCAGACCUGGUGGAUUCCAUGCCAAGACAAUCCUCCUCGCCAGCGGGA